Messenger RNA from Peronospora matthiolae, 987 nucleotides. Lineage: Eukaryota; Oomycota; Peronosporomycetes; Peronosporales; Peronosporaceae. The record is from the annotation of a GenBank genome assembly.
AUGGACGCCAAGCAAACGGUGCUCAAGAUCAAGUACAAGGGCGAGCUGCACCGUCUGCGCGUGGACCUCACGUCGUUCUCGCUCGAGGCUUUGACGGCGCUCUUUGCCGAGACGUUUAACCUGGCGCCGGGCAGCUUUGUGGUGCAGUACACGGACGUGGAAGGCGACUGCUUGAACGUGACGUCGCAGGCCGAGUACGAGGAGGCAUGUCGCGUACUGUCGCCGGCGGCAGCGAGCGCCACGUCGGUGCGCUUUGAAGCUGUGAGCCGCUCGACGGUCGCGUUCCAAGAGAAUGUGGCGGCGCCGAUCCUCAUGGCCAUUGAGAAGCUCGUGGAGACGCUGACUGUAGCCAUGAGCAAGGUGAAGCACGAGGAGUGGGCCGACAAGGCGCAGCAGACGGCGCAGACGGGGUUCGACCAGACGAACGAGGCGCUCAAGACGGUGGUCCAGGACGCGCGCGAGGCGGUGCAGGCGGCGCGCGUGAGCAUUCAGGAGCUGCCGUUUGACCAGCUCAUGAAGGAGACGACGGAAGGUCUCAAGUGUGCGGCCGAGGGCAUUGGUGAGUUUGCCAAGGAGGUGGUGGUCGAGAUUAAGAACAUGGCGCCGGUCCAGGCGGAAGUGGCGCCUAUUCCAGAGACGCCACGGCAGUCGACGGCCGCUGUGGUUGUGGAGGAAGCGACUGAAGCGCCGGUGGCGGCUGCCAGCGACAGCGAGUGGGAACAAGUGACGGAGCAGACGUCGGUUCCGGUGGAGGAGGCGCCCGUGGUUGUCGAGCCCGUGGUGGCUGAACCGGUUGUGGUUGCAGCUCCGGUUGUUGUGGCGCCGGUGGUUGCCGCGCCGUCGCAGGACGAAAUCAAGUGGUCGGAGGAGCUGUAUAUGGUGCGCAACAUCUUUCCGGGUGUGGAAACGAGCGUGGUCGUGGACCGUCUGGAACAGUGCAACGGCAACGUGCUGGUGGUGGUGAACGCUCUGAUGGAGGAGAUGUAG